AUGUUGCGAGUUCACGUACAACCAGUAGAUAUUGAAUUAGAUCAAGAAAGUUCCAUUUUGAUCACAACCCUACAAGCUGCCUUGCCUGGCGCUGUUGGCUUAUACUAUUAUGACAGUGAUUGUAAAGCAUGUGUAGCAUUUGAUGGCAAAAAAUUUUUGGUUCCAAAUGGUGGAUGGAAGGAACGCACAUACUAUGCAAUAUUAGGAUGUCGACCGUUUGAUUAUCCAUUUGGAUCAUAUGCAAAUGCUGCCAAGCAAUUCGAAUGUUCCGUUAAUACUGUACAACGUUUACUUGCUAGCUCAAAACUUUUUGACUGGCAUACUAUGGAACAAGAUAUGAUACCACCUGUAAGGAAAGAAAGAACGCUUGCUAGCGCUGCUAGCAAAUCCGAAAAUAUGCAAAAAAUGCUCGCUGCCAUAACACAAAGAAAAAGUGGAAGUUUGGAAAAAACUAAUAUAGCAAAUGGUGAACAAAUAGUGAAUGAUAAACAAACGAUAUUGGGAGAACAGUUUGUGGAAAUGGCUAAAAUUUAUGCUACAAAAGAUCUUGUAAUUGAGCAACAAAGUAAUGAGAUUAAAGCUGUUCGAGAAAAGUUACAACUUAUCGAAAGGUCAAACAAUUAUGCAAAAAAUGAAUUAUUGAAAUUGCAAAAAGAUUGCACUGCAAAAGAAGAAGAAUUGGCUAUUUUACGCAGCAUAUGUAAAGAUUACAAAUGCUCAUCUGAUAAGAUUAAUAAACUUACCAAAGAAUUGUUUGAGACAAAGAAGGCGGAUUCAAACAUUCUACGGCAAUCACAAGAGAUAUUUGACCAGAAUGAGCAGAGUACAUGUUUGAAAUCAUCUUCUACCGAAGCAAACGAGCUUGUAAGUCAAGAAAAGACACGGGUUUUCACAAUGAAAGAAUUACGUGAAACAUUGAGUUUAAUCAAAGCUCGCAACGAAGAAUUGGAAAAUGAAAUCAAUGUCACAGGAGAGAAAUUCCAACAGUUGAACGAAGUUUACAGUGCUGUUUUAGCUCAGAAUACUAUACUGAAGUCUCGAUUAGCUGAAUUGGAACAUGAUGCUUCAGCAAAAAUUAUCAUCAAAACUGAAUCACCUGAAGAUAUUAGUGUUGUCGAAGAGAGUUCAUGUAAAGAUUUGUUUACAUUGGAAAAGAAAUUAGAGGCAAGCGAAAAACGUAUAGCUGAACUUAUUCAUGUAAUACAGCUUUUAACAAAAGAUUCAUGCAGCAACGAGUUAAGAGCGACACAUAUGAUGACAGUUCAAGAUGCAAUCAAAUGUCGCGCAGAUUAUCCCGAAACAAAAGUUCAGGUCUGA
Messenger RNA from Thelazia callipaeda (thelaziosis nematode), 1317 nucleotides. Lineage: Eukaryota; Metazoa; Nematoda; Chromadorea; Rhabditida; Thelaziidae. The record is from the annotation of a GenBank genome assembly.